AUGUCUAGAACUGACACUUUCAAGGUCAAGCACCUUGGACGCGACGACGUCUUUGAGCGACCUGAUAUCUUGAUCAAUCCUUCUCUAUCGAAAUUUGUUACUACAGACGCAUCUAUCGAUCCUAAUCUCAUCACAUUCCAUCGCUCUUUUCCAGAAUCGAAGACAACCCCACUAAUAGAACUCCCUGAGCUGGCUCAAGAAUUGGGUAUCGGCCACGUAUAUGUCAAAGACGAGAGUCUUCGGUUUGGCCUCCCAUCAUUCAAAAUCUUGGGUGCAAGCUGGGGAGUUUUCAGAGCCAUAUGCGAGAGAACAGGUCUUGCAUCGUCUGCAUCGCUUGAAGAAGCUGGCCAUGCAGCUCGGGAUGCAAACAUCAAGUUGGUAUCCUGUACUGACGGCAAUUGGGGAAGGGCAGUCGCGCGUACUGCCAAAUACAUGGGCAUCGAAGCCACGAUCUUCGUUUCUAGGACCAUGGAUGAGGCAACCCGGCAGAAACUGCGUAGUGAGGGUGCCACCGUCAAUGUUGUCAAUGGCAGUUAUGAUGACAGUAUCGCUGCAACCGUGAAAGAGUCUGAGAGCUCCGGAGCUUUGCUCGUGAUGGACACGAGCUGGGAAGGGUAUUCCCAAAUACCACGGUGGGUUGUCGACGGUUAUGCCACUAUGCACGCGGAGGUAGAUCGCCAGCUUGAAGAGGCAUGUGGGAAAGAGCCAUCGCUUUGCAUUGCCUCUGUUGGUGUUGGCUCAUGGGCACAGUCUGUCGUCUCUCACUAUACGGGCCAUAGCUCAGACAUAAAGGUGGUCACAGUGGAAUCAGAAGCAGCACCAUGUCUGAUGGAAAGUCUUCACAAUAAAAAGAUUGUUCCGGUCGAAACAGGCUCAACAAUCAUGGAUGGUAUGAACUGCGGUACUGUUUCCACUAAUUGCUGGCCCUCUCUUAAGUCAGGAGUUUAUGCUUCAGUGAUCGUCAAUGACCUUGAAGCACACCAUAAUGUUCUCUAUCUACAAGAUCAUGGUGUGAAUGCAGGUCCAUGCGGAGCAGCGCCAUUAGCAGCUUUGAGAAAACUGCAUGAGAGAGGCAUGCUACAGGAAGAUCAUGAUGCAGUGGUCGUCUUGUUUAGCACCGAGGGACACAGAGACUACAUCUUGCCUACCUCGGAGGACUAG
Aureobasidium melanogenum CBS 110374 is the source of this 1161-nucleotide messenger RNA. Its product is annotated as tryptophan synthase beta subunit-like PLP-dependent enzyme. NCBI's taxonomy places the organism in Eukaryota, Fungi, Ascomycota, Dothideomycetes, Dothideales, Saccotheciaceae. The record is from RefSeq and is a predicted model, not a curated record. The transcript has 2 exons. The coding region runs from base 1 to 1161 and encodes 386 amino acids.